This is a messenger RNA of Brachypodium distachyon (stiff brome), 2718 nucleotides long. RefSeq names its product dihydropyrimidinase. Lineage: Eukaryota; Viridiplantae; Streptophyta; Magnoliopsida; Poales; Poaceae. Gene Ontology annotation, cellular component: cytoplasm; cytosol. Bases 1120 to 2718 code for a protein of 532 amino acids. Gene Ontology annotation, biological process: pyrimidine nucleobase catabolic process. The transcript has 15 exons. The record is from RefSeq and is a predicted model, not a curated record. Gene Ontology annotation, molecular function: dihydropyrimidinase activity.
UUGAGGUGCGUCCCCAGGUCUCCGGUUCAUGCCGUCGCCGGCUGGCGGCUGCCCCUUGUCGGAAUAGAAGCGGGCAGGCGGCGGCUGCCGGAAGACCAGCGCCGCCGUUCCUCCUUCUGCGGCCCACAUUGUCCGCUCCACCCUGGGGCGAUACCAACAUGUUGGGUUCAAGAGUAUUUCAAAUCACACCCGACGAGGCAAGAUUAGGGAAGAUCAUUGGCAUAUUUAGCAUCUUGAUUGCAGACCGUCCUGAAGAUGGCAAGCAGAGAGACAGGCGAGCUUUGGGAGGUUCCACCUGAAUACUUGAUGGAUGCUGGAAGAAAGCUUUUUUUAUCUAGCACCUCUUCCGGCUGAGACAGGAUUCAGUAGCCUGGCACACACCUCCCAGGAUGUCAAAAUCACUGGGGCGACUGAGGAAGUAGCUCUUCGAUGGAUGGAUCAGGUUCAUCAUGUUAUUAGCUACUCUCUCUCCGAUCUAUAAUAAGUGUCUCAGAUUUUGUACUAACUUAGUACAAAGUUAUACUAAAUGUGAGACAUUUAUUAUGAAUCGGAGGGUGUAGCUUCCUGCUGCUGAUUCUUUGGAAUGUGUAGAACUGGUAUUUUUAAAUCUGUCAUUGUUUUACAUAAAGUAGGAGAUAAGAUGCUGGUCUAUGAUUUGGUUGAUUUAGCUAUGCUCAAUUUCUUAGUAUGGUUCCGGGUCAUGACUUGGUUACUUUACAACAUUUAGCUGGGAUCUUGCAGUACGCUGCACCCAGCAUCAUCAUGUCGUGUGUUUGUCCGUGUCGUGUCUGCCUGUCAACCGUUCGACGUAUACUCCCGGAGAAUUAUUUUUCAGAGAGUCCUCAGUUCUUACGUCAAAUGGUGACAAUUUUGACGGACAACAAAUGGGGACAAUGAUCCAGAUGAUUUUGCCAUUGUUUCUGCAAGUCAAUAGCCCAUGGAGAAGAUUAUCCGGAUAGAUCAGGGCCGCACCACCAAUCCGGAGUUUUUCUGUUAAGACAGAUAAGAUACUCUCUGGCAUGCGCUGCUGACAGAGAAGACGUGAAACAAACGAAUAAACUGCUUUGCGACUUGCGAGCGAAUACCAACUAACAGGAGUUGGAAGUGGCGGCCCAAGCCAUGGCGACGCCCUGCCGCCUCCUGCUGAUCCUGCUCGGCAUCGUCGCCGUCGCCGUCGCGGCGCCUCACCCGGCGCACGAGUUCUGCGCGGCCGCGGCAGGAGGAGGAGGCGCCGGCAGCUGUGGAGGGGACGGCACGAGGAUCCUGAUCAAGGGCGGGACGGUGGUGAACGCGCACCGGGCGGAGGUGGCCGACGUGUACGUCGAGGACGGCGUGGUCGUCGCCGUCCGCCCAAACAUCCCGGUUGGUGAAGAUAAUGUCAAAGUGAUUGAUGCAACCGGAAAAUAUGUCAUGCCAGGUGGAAUUGACCCUCACACGCACCUGGAGAUGGAGUUCAUGGGAACUGUAACCAUAGAUGACUUCUUUAGCGGUCAUGCUGCAGCACUGGCUGGUGGGACAACGAUGCACAUUGACUUUGUCAUUCCAGUAAAUGGAAACUUAACUGCAGGCUUGGAAUCCUACAAACACAAAGCAGAAAAGUCUGCUAUGGAUUAUGGAUUUCACAUGGCCAUUACGAAGUGGAAUGAUGAGGUUUCAAAGGAAAUGGAAGUGAUGGUUAAGGAACAUGGGAUCAAUUCUUUCAAGUUCUUCAUGGCGUACAAAGGUUCCUUGAUGGUCACCGAUGACCUCCUCUUGCAAGGUCUACAGAAAUGCAAGUCUCUUGGUGCGCUGGCUAUGGUUCAUGCAGAGAACGGGGAUGCUGUUGCUGAGGGACAACAGCGGAUGAUUGAUCUUGGGAUAACUGGUCCUGAAGGGCAUGCUCUCUCAAGACCUCCAGUUUUGGAAGGUGAAGCUACUUCCCGGGCAAUUCGAUUGGCAAAAUUCAUCAAUACACCGCUGUAUGUUGUUCAUGUGAUGAGCAUUGAUGCAAUGGAAGAGAUUGCCAAGGCUAAAAGAGAAGGGCAGAGAGUCAUCGGCGAACCUGUGGUAUCUGGGCUUGUCCUUGAUGAUUCUUGGCUUUGGGAUCCUGACUUCGCAACUGCUUCAAAGUAUGUGAUGAGUCCUCCAAUCCGGGAAGCAGGGCACAAUAAAGCACUUCAAGCUGCCCUUUCAUCAGGAAUAUUACAGCUUGUGGGAACUGAUCAUUGCACCUUCAAUUCCACUCAGAAAGCUUUCGGUUCUGAUGAUUUCAGGAAGAUCCCCAAUGGUGUAAAUGGUAUUGAGGAAAGGAUGCAUAUAAUUUGGGAUAGUAUGGUGGAGACUGGCAAGAUAACUGUCACUGAUUAUGUGAGAGUGACUAGCACAGAAUGCGCCAAGAUCUUCAACAUAUACCCUCAGAAAGGAGCAAUCAUGGAGGGAUCUGAUGCGGACAUCAUCAUCCUAAACCCCAAAGGGAGCUUUGUGAUGGGUGCCCACACACACCAUUCAAGGUCCAACACAAACGUGUACGAGGGCAGAAAAGGAAAGGGAAUGGUUGAGGUCACCAUAUCAAGGGGGAGAGUGGUAUGGGAAGAUGGCACUCUGAAUGUUGCGGCCGGUUCAGGAAGAUACAUCAGGACGCCGCCUUUCGGCUACCUCUUCGAUGGCAUUGAGAAAUCAGAUGCUGCCUACAGAGCUUCCCUCCGUGCUCCUGUACAACGUAGUAAAGCUGCUGCUUAA